ACAGUCAAAGUAAUAUAUAUAUAUUGUGGUGCAUUUAGAAUACAAUGAAACGAAAUAUGCAAUUGAUGCUGAAUAAUAUCGCGUAAUUGAUGCGAAACGCGCGACACGACACGGCCAAUUUGCGUUCUUCGAUCAGAGCAACAUUAGAUAUUGGGAAAUUACUCAUACACUAAUGUUUACUCUGUGAGUAAUUUUAACACGGGCACAAAUGUGUGUGCGGUUGCGGUACGCGAAAAACUACCGACGGUUGCCUUUCGUAACUAAGAGCAUUUAUUUUUGUAUAAGUGAAUUCCAAUGGGCUAAAGUCAUAUGAAAAGCGUCUAAACAUGAGCCCCUCGACGAUUCGUUUAUAAGGAUUUGAUUUAUUUAUUUAUUUGUGAUUCCAUUGCAUUGCGUAUUUUUUUAAACAACUACAUGCAUGCGAAAUAAACAAAGGAUUUGGUGCUGCAGUUGAAUUUCAUCCCAGGGGAAGGAUUACCAAUAUGCAUAAUCCACCAACUGAUAAACAGUAUUUGCAUUGAAUAGUAAAUAUAUAAAAGGAGCGCAAUUCCAGCUGUAAAUGUUGCAAACACCGCAGUUUUCUCGAAACUCAACCGACAAAUCUACACAAUAUAUCACAAUAUAUCAGUCACUGCGAAUGCACUUAGCUCUGUGGAAAGCAACAUCGAAAGAACCUAAAUAAAACUGAAACUUAAACUGAAAAUCACAGCAAAUAUUCAAAUUCAAUAUUAUUAAAAGCAAACGCAAACAUCAUGGGCGGCGGCAAAAAUGUACGCCGCGGCUUGGAGCCUCUGGAGUUCGAAGAAUGCAUCGUCGACAGUCCGGACUUUCGCGAAAAUUUAAAUCGACAUGAAAAGGAACUGGACCACACUAGUCAUCAAAUAAAACGAAUUAUCAAAGAGGUCAAAGAUCUUAUGAGUGCGGCAAAGAUCCUGUCCACUCGAAUGAAACAAUUGGCCAUUUUACUUAACGAUUUUAACUUUGAGUGCAUUGGCACUGCUCAGACCGACGAUGAGAAUGUCAUUUGUGAAAGUCUCAAGCGAUUUGGUGCUAUAAUUGGCAAUAUUGAAGAUGAGCGCGAAAAAAUGCUAACGCUCGCCGAUAAACAUAUUAUUGAGUCACUGGAGGAUUUUCGAAAAAAGCAAAUCGGUGGCGUCAAAGAAAACAAAAAGAAAUUUGAUAAAAAGACGGAGAAAUUUUGUCAAUCGCAGGAGCGUUUCCUCAAUAUGUCAACUAAAAAGCCCGAAAACACAAUACAGGAGGCUGACGCCAGUUUGGGGAUGCAUGAACGCGAGUAUAUCCAGGAGUCGCUGAGCUAUGUGCUGCGCAUCCAAGAAGUGCAGGAACGAAUCAAAUUCGAAUUUGUCGAAAUAUUGCUAGCAUUUAUCUCUGGCUGGCUGGUUUUCUACCACACGGCGCACGAACAGGCGGAGGAUCAUCGUGAUUAUCUGCAGGAUUUGAGGCACAAAGUUCAAAAAACUCGGGAAAAUUUCGAGGAGGCACGCGAAAAAGUGACUGAAUUGAAAACAAAAUAUAUGGAAAAACGCACAAAGCCCGAGGAAAUUUUUACAAAACGUGGCUACCUAUUUCUAAUGGAGAAAAGUUCCAUUCUGAAAAUCUCCCUUUUAGAGCCAUUCAAAGCCACCUGGACAAAAUACUAUUGUACAUUCAAGAAGCAAAAGCGCGAGUUCACUAUGCUCCAGUUCAACCAGAUGAAUCACAACUUCACGAGACCCGAGGCGCGUGACGACGAGAAACUGACGCUUUUCUCCUGCCAGCGACGGGCAUCUGAGUUCGAGAAGAGGUUCUGCUUCGAUUUGACCUUCAAGGAGAAGCCAGGCGUCGUCUACACAUUUCAGGCUUUGAGCGAAAAGGAUCAUCGCUAUUGGAUUAGUGCCAUGGAUGGCACGGAGCCGACAUAUCUGGCUCCCGGCAAAAUCAAAGUCAGCGAGGCAUACCAUCUGGAUGAAGCCGGAUUCAUGUUCAUCCGCAGAUGCAUUCAAGUAUUAGAGAUUCGAGGCCUGGAGGAUGAGGGCAUAUACAGAAAGAGCGGUGUUGGAACCAAAAUCAGCAAGCUGCUAGCACUGGGCCUCAAUCAAAAGGAGAGCGACGAUGUCUUCGUCGACGACAAGUACCGCGAUUUGAUGGAAAGCAACACCAUAGCUAGUGCCCUAAAAAUGUAUCUUCGAAAUCUGAAUGAGCCAUUGAUGACGUAUCAAUAUCAUAGUGAUUUCAUUGAAGCCGCAAAACAAGAAACCCUCAAUCAGCGCGUGAAUGAGGUGCACAAGCUGGUCUACAAGUUGCCGCAGCCCAAUUUUCAGAUGCUCGACAUGGUUAUUUGCCAUCUGACUGACGUUUCGCGCAAGUACGAGAAGAACAAAAUGUCCGUAUUUAAUCUGGGAGUGGUGUUUGGGCCAACAUUGUUGCGUCCUCGAGAGGAAUCAGUUGCCGCCAUAUUGGAUAUUAAGUUUAAUAAUAUCGUCAUCAACAUUCUAAUUGAUAACUACGAGAGGAUAUUCAAGAACAAGCCCAGCGCCGAUAUCAAGUUGCCGGACGCCACGAAGGCACCCAGCAUCAUGUACCCCAGUCGCAGCAGUCCACCGACCAGAAUGCCGCGAGCCUCUCAAAUCGGCAAGGCCGCUUCAACGGGUGCAAUGGGUAGCAGCAGUAAUACAGCGGGCAAUCCGAUGUUCUUGAAUCAGCAGAAAAUCUAUCGCGUUGUGAGCAAAACCAACUGCACCGAGCCCACAAUGUCAUCCAGCCUGCAAAAUAUUCCGAAUGGCGAUAACUAUGCCCUUGGCUCGAACGCCAUGAAUAGCUCGGGCGGUGCUCAAUGCAUAUCCCUGUCGCCGCCGAUGCACAUGCUGAACGGCAUACUCUCGCCGACCAUUGGUAGCAUCAAUAAUCUGCACACAAUAUCGAAAAAUGAGACCAGCACACGACGAUACGUGCCCGACACUGAGAUUGCGCCCGAUUAUGGUAUUAUAGGUGCUAACAACGGCGGUGUGACGCUGCAAUCGCAUCACGCUGUGCCGGUUAGUAGCACGAGUAACUUUCGACAUCCCGAGUACCUAAUGACCACGGCCAAUCCAGUUACUCAAUCGGGCUCAAGUAGCCAUAUAUAUACGAACACAUCUAGUGCUGGUGCUAACUCAAGCAAUCGGAUUAGUCUAAGCAAUGUAUCCCCGCCAAAUACUGCAAUGCGCAAGGAGCGAUUCCUGGGCAGCGCCAGUGGUCCGCAGCAGCAUCCGCCCGUUCAACGGGGUCUGCACUCGUACGGCCAGACAAAACACUAUUCACCCCUAAUGCCAACGUCAACAUCCAGCUCCAACGACAGCGUAUGUGAUUCACUAUCUUCCAACAACGGCCUGGGCAGCUCCAUUGUGGCCAAUAGUGGCAACAGUGGGAAUGUUGCCCAGCACUUGAGCGCACGGAACACUAAUGACUAUGCGCUGAUAUCGUCACAGAAUUCAUCGCUGUCGCCGCAUCUUGGACCCACCUGCGACGAGGUCGUCACGGCCACAACAUUGCCCUCGGUUAGUUUAAGCUGUGGUGGCACCGCCAGCGAAAGCACCGAAUAUCCGCCUAGUAAAAUGCAUCGUAAUCGUGACGUCAACCAAAUAAAACGUGAUUUGUCAACGGGCACCGCUCGUGUGCGCACACUCUAUGCUUGCAUGGGAGAAAGCGAGGGCGAGCUUUCUUUCGAGCCCAACCAAAUAAUAACCAAUGUUCGUUACUCCCACGAACCCGGCUGGCUGCAGGGCACACUAAAUGGGAAAACAGGACUCAUUCCGGAGAACUAUGUGGAACAUUUGAAGCCGCACCAUUAGAAUUUGAGUGCGAUGAAGUUCGUGGAGUUCGCAACUAUUUCUUGCAUUCGUCGGUAGAUACAAUUAAUAAGGAGAAUUAGGAAAUCUGAAAAUAAUCGUUGUGUAAAAACUAAUUUUGAUUAUGUGUACCCGUACCCAUGAGGGGAUUUACAUGAGCUGCAUUUUAUUUUAUGCUGGAAACCAGGAAACCACAAUCUUACCUUAUAAAUAUGUUAACCUUUAUAAUACCAUGACCAUACAAUGUACUUAUUUUUAAUUAUUUAAUAAGGAGUAUAAACUCAGUGCAACUGCAAAGAUUUAUUUACUAAUUGUUACGCUCUUCAUUUGUUGCUUAUUUAUACAUAAUUCACGUAAUUUGUGCAAAAAUGGAUUACAACGUAUCUAAUAUCUACUACAUAUACAAAUGUAUAAAAAUAAAUAGCAGUGCUUCGCUCACUUUUAAAAUGUAAACUUUAAACUGAAGUCUGCCAUAUACCAUAUCAAAAAAAAAAAAAUAAUAAUAUAAUAAUAAUAAUAAAUAUUUUCUUAGCAAGGCAAAGAAAACGUAGAAUGUUGAAAU
Drosophila melanogaster (fruit fly) is the source of this 4389-nucleotide messenger RNA. RefSeq names its product GTPase regulator associated with FAK (gene Graf). The record is from RefSeq and is marked reviewed. Gene Ontology annotation, cellular component: cytoplasmic vesicle; cytoplasm; cytosol. Gene Ontology annotation, biological process: signal transduction. The transcript has 14 exons. Gene Ontology annotation, molecular function: GTPase activator activity. The coding region runs from base 753 to 3830 and encodes 1025 amino acids. Lineage: Eukaryota; Metazoa; Arthropoda; Insecta; Diptera; Drosophilidae.